GCUCUUCGCUCGCAAACACACACAUACGUGUACAAACACGCACGCACACUCGUACAAGGUGCGAGUACGAAAACAAUUAUUUUCCACAUCGCUCGCAUAGCGCUCGCAAACGAUACGAUUCGGUGGCGAUAAGUGGAUUGGAUCGCACAUUAGAACCAUGUCAGCGGCUGGCAGAUCGGACGACGAUCCCGGCCAGAAUCCUGCUGUGGACAUAACGCCGGAUCCGGUCCCAUCUACGCCUCCCGUAGCCGAAAUCGCCGCCUCCAGUAUACGUUCCGGCUUGGCUGAAUUGGAAUUACGAUCAUCGCAGGUUUUGCAACGUUUGGAGAACGUUAAGAUAUCAUCGACCCCGGAGGAUGGUAGCCCCUCGACGGACAGCAAGGAGAACCAUGAGAAGGAAUCGGUUGACUACUUACUGCCGGCCGAGAACCGAGUACCCUCGAAUAUCCUCAAGUCGCUGGAACAACUCGUCUCGUAUACGGACAGCGAUGAUGAUCCUGAAUUUCCACUGCCCGCUCUGGACGAUGUCUCCCACCUGGCGCUGAUAUCGCACAGCAUCGUGGCCUAUCUGUCCCACUUGGAUCGCCAACAGCUGCUCCGGGUGACGAAUAGCAUCUCGGGUGAUGCCACCCGAUGGCUGGGAACGUUGUUUCACUUCAAUAGUCCCGCCAGUAGCUUUCACGCCGACAACGCAGAUGCGGUCCUGAGGACAGUACGACUGGCGAUUGUGGCAAGGUGUCCGGGAUAUCUGGAGGGCGGUAUACCGGCCCUGGCCCAGCCCACGUUCUAUAUAUCGGAGAAUACGACGCCCGUGAGGCUGCAGUAUGCCUGCCGGCAGUUGGGCAUUCCACUGGAUGCCAUUAAGAUCAUACCGGAAAACAGUCAGUUCGGGACGAUGGACAUUGGACUGCUGCAGAAGCAGAUCCAGAUGGAUGUGGCGGCCAAUAGGACACCGCUCCUGGUGGUAGCCGACAUUGGGGCCUCGCUCUGCGGCUACAUCGAUAAUCUGAUCCGGCUGCGGGAUGUGUGCAAGGCGAACAACAUGUGGCUCCAUGCCAGUGGACACGGCCUGGCCGCUCUGGUCUGCGCCCAGUAUCCGGGACAUGUGGAGGAUGUCCUGCACUCGAUGGCCCUGAAUUUGGGCAGCUGGCUGGGUGUGCCCAGUCUGCCCAUCGUCCUGCUGCACCGUCCGCUCCAGAAUAGCGCACUGAGUGCCUUCGAAUCCGAUCCGAUUCUUUCCAGGCGCUUGAACUCGCUGUCCCUGUGGACGAGCCUGCAGGCGCUGGGACGAAAGGCGAUUGCCGAGCGACUGCAUGUCGCCUUCCAGACGUGCAGCAUUCUGUUCGAGAUCGCGUCCAAGUGCGAGGGCAUCCGGGUGUUGAGUCACACGCCGGGCGCCCAAACCGGCGCCUCGCUGUCGGACAUCAUCCAGAGUCCCUUUGAUAUCCAGGCCCUGUUCGAUGCCGCCGCUCCCGUGGUUGCCUAUCAGUUCGAUGGCAGCACCACCAUUCCACUGGGGUGCAGUGGCUCCUCCUCUGUUGCCACCGCCGUUGCCGAUCGCGAUGUGGUGGAUGGCCUGAAGCCACUGGAAAAGGUCAACAAUGCUUCCUACUUCGAUCGCCUCAACUCCUGGCUAGGCCAGAUCUUGCAACGCGAUUGUCCCAAUUUCGAUUUUGAGGUCAUUGAACAUCCAACGCAUGGCAGUUGCAUCCGCUACUGCCCGUUGGAACUGGGCCUGGGGGAGCAGCCACCCAGCUCUGAGAACCUGGAGAGCUUUGCCCAGAGCCUGGAGGCGCACGUGGACAUCCUACGCGCCACCAUCAAGCACAAGGCACGGUUCAUCCAUCUGGUGGAGCGCAGUGAUGUCCUGCGACUCGUCCCCUUGCCCGAAUGGGCCGGCAUGGGCGGUGUCCGGUUCGUACCGGAGGGUUGGGAAUCCCUACUAACCGAUCAGGCCAAAACCGAGUUGAAUAAGCUCAACAUCGAUCUGGUGGAGGCCCUAAAGUCCACGGACAAUGCCUUUUCCUUGGGCGAGGGCACUGAUGGACUGAUUUGUGUACGCUUCGGCAUGGUUACCCACGAGACGGAGGUGGAGGAGCUCCUAGAUCUGGUGGUUACGGUCGGCAAGAGUGUGCAGGAGAACUCCAGGGUAUUGGACACCAUGUCGGAGAUUGUCAAGAAGGGCAUUGAGGCAGUAACUGCAGACUUGCAACGUGAAUCGGAGGAGAAGCUCUGGCAGGAGGGCAUCCUACGGCAUGUGCCCGUGGUGGGCAGGGUCUUCAACUGGUGGUCACCGCCCGCCAAAGAGUCUGGCAUCAAGGGACGCAGCCUCAAUCUUACCCAGGGCGUGGUCGAGAGCACCGAGAACAUUUACAAAUACCACAUGCAAAUGACCGGUGCCACUGCUCAUCAGUUGCCGGCGAAUCGAUCGCCACCCACUCCCAUGGUUCAGACGCCCGUGGGUGCGCCAACCACGCCACCCGUCUUUCCCAAGGUGGAGCCCGAGGUGGAGCAGACCACCACCAGCACCACAACCAAUCCAACAGAACUGGCGGAUGCCACGGCAGUCGAAGGUGCUCCACCGCCCACGCAAAACCAUGUGGAUCACGCUCGAUCGGUUAGCCAGAGCAGUGGAGCAUCCUCGAAUGUCCCGGAACUGGUGCCAGCUAACAGUGCAAUUAACAAUAAUUCUAAUUCAAGUCUAUAAACAAAAAAAAGAAUCAAUUAGGAACCUUUUUUUAGAGCAAAGGCACACCACCACCACAGCAAUGGAUUUCAAAAGCGGGAGAGGCCUUAGGUAACAUAUAUAGGAAGCAGUCUUUAAAAAAAAAUACUAAAUUAA
Messenger RNA from Drosophila bipectinata, 2842 nucleotides. Its product is annotated as pyridoxal-dependent decarboxylase domain-containing protein 1. Lineage: Eukaryota; Metazoa; Arthropoda; Insecta; Diptera; Drosophilidae. Gene Ontology annotation, cellular component: intracellular membrane-bounded organelle. The record is from RefSeq and is a predicted model, not a curated record. Gene Ontology annotation, biological process: carboxylic acid metabolic process. Gene Ontology annotation, molecular function: carbon-carbon lyase activity; pyridoxal phosphate binding.